UCGCAGAGUUAACAACGCAGUGUCGGCGGUUUUUAAUUCACUUCUUGUCUAUCGUAUAAACACAGCAGAAAAAGGGGUUUCCCUCGUGUGAACAGCUUGCAGUGGUUUGUGUCGCCUAGUGUGAACAUCAAAAGUGCAUUGUUAAAGCUCUUUCUUAGGGGAAGAUACUGUGAUCUAGUGACCAACUAAAGGCCUUUGCGUUUUGAAUAUUAAAACAACCGGAACAGCAGAUCGAAACAGAUCCAUUCAACGCAAAGAUGGGUAUUGAAAAAGGAAUCAACUGGGAAGAAGGUGCAGCGGCAUUGAAGGAAUGGCUCACAACCCAGCCUCAUUUACCUCAAAAUAUUCAUCCACUACUUCUGCAACGUUACGUUCAUUCAACUAAAGGUGAUCUGGAGUAUGCAAAGAAGAUAUUCGUUCAUGGAUUCACCAUCCGGCAGAACAACCCGCACAUUUUUGCCAAUCGCGAUCCAAUGGAACCAAAAAUACAACAAGUUCUACAUGCGAUAGACAUGGUGCCUUUACCGUCUAUUGAAGGAUGUGAAGAUAAAUUCGUAUUCUAUCGCUUGGUAGAUUGUGAUCCAGAUAAGUUCCAUUUCAACGACGUCAUCAGAACUUUUUUCUUGAUUGCCGACAGCCGUUUAAUUCAGUCUGACAUUCCGAUGAACAAUGGAGGUGAUAUCCCAAUUUUCGACAUGACUGGAUUUACGCUCAGGCAUCUAACUAAAGUGAUACUCUCCACACUUAGAGUGUACAUGAAAUUCACGCAGGAAGCGCAUCCAGUGAGACUAAAGGCGAUACAUGUGAUCAAUUGCACUACCUUCUUGGACCGAGUAAUGUAUCUGGUGAAGCCGUUCAUGAAGAAACAAGUGGCUAACAUGCUACACUUCCACCUGCCUAACUCGGAAACGCUUUACGAGCAUGUUCCAAAGGACGCGCUGCCUGAUGAGUACGGUGGAAAGCAAGUAAUCGCUAAACAUAAAGCGGAAUGGUUCAAGCGUAUUGCCUUAUUGAGAGAUUAUUUCACCGAUGAUACACGAUGGAAAGUCGACGAAUCGAGAAAAACUAAUAACAACAACAAUAACAACAAUGAGCUUUGCGGGUCACUGCGAAAACUGGAAAUUGAUUAAGCACAUGAUUUUACAUUGAUUCAGAUAGAAGCAUUUUUUGCUUUACUUUGUUAAUUGUGUACCUAUAUAAUAUUACGUACAUAUUCAUU
Molecule: messenger RNA, 1219 nt
Organism: Ochlerotatus camptorhynchus
Lineage: Eukaryota; Metazoa; Arthropoda; Insecta; Diptera; Culicidae
Product: alpha-tocopherol transfer protein-like
Exons: 8
Coding region: 258-1130 (290 amino acids)
Cellular component (GO): membrane
Molecular function (GO): phosphatidylinositol bisphosphate binding
Source: RefSeq, a predicted model, not a curated record